Molecule: messenger RNA, 367 nt
Organism: Ziziphus jujuba (common jujube)
Lineage: Eukaryota; Viridiplantae; Streptophyta; Magnoliopsida; Rosales; Rhamnaceae
Product: replication protein A 70 kDa DNA-binding subunit B-like
Exons: 4
Coding region: 71-367 (98 amino acids)
Source: RefSeq, a predicted model, not a curated record
AAAAAAUAAAAAUAAUUAUUAAUUAUUAAAUAAGUUAAUAAACAUUUUUCUGAAUUUUGAUUUUAAUUUUAUGGACAGUAUGGAUACUGUGAUGCUCACCAUGUGGAACCAAUUUGUGAACAAUGAAUGUACUCAAAUUUUGAAUAUUAUGAAUAGAAAACCAAUCAUAAUUGGAUGUCGACUUAAAGUUAGCUCAUAUAAUGGUAUCUCGCUUUCAACCAAAUCCUCCAGUUCAUUUGUUAUUGAACCGGAGAUACCACAAGCAGCUGCUUUAUCAAUUUGGUAUAAUGCUAAUGCUGAAAAAGCCAUGGACAUAAUAUGUGGAAGGAUUGGUCUUGAGACAAAGUCACUUGGCCGUUGGCUGUGA